Messenger RNA from Cercopithifilaria johnstoni, 351 nucleotides. NCBI's taxonomy places the organism in Eukaryota, Metazoa, Nematoda, Chromadorea, Rhabditida, Onchocercidae. The record is from the annotation of a GenBank genome assembly.
AUGUUUAGGGAAUUGUAUUUAACAGUUCUUUUCUGCACAGUAUGUUUUGCUGUGCCAAUAAUAUCUGAUUUACACUCAAUAAAUGAUAAUAAUGAAAUGGAAAACAUCCGAGUGAAACGUUAUGGCUUUCCUGGUGAUUACAAUCCGUAUGUGCCAUACACAUACAAAUUUAAAACUCCACUUUUCAAGAUUAAAAUUAAAAGUGGCCACCAAAAUAAUUUAGGUUAUAUGCCGUCAUAUGGGUACGGUAACCCUGCCGGCUUCCAUCCUUCAAAUGGUGCAUUUCAUCCGGGAUUUAAUUCACCUUAUGGUUAUCAUCAAAAUCCAUUUGGAUAUGGAUGGCAGGGAUAG